Messenger RNA from Penicillium malachiteum, 1107 nucleotides. Its product is annotated as Mating-type protein MAT alpha 1. Gene Ontology annotation, cellular component: nucleus. Bases 1 to 1107 code for a protein of 368 amino acids. The record is from RefSeq and is a predicted model, not a curated record. Gene Ontology annotation, biological process: positive regulation of mating-type specific transcription, DNA-templated. Gene Ontology annotation, molecular function: DNA binding, bending. The transcript has 2 exons. Lineage: Eukaryota; Fungi; Ascomycota; Eurotiomycetes; Eurotiales; Aspergillaceae.
AUGCCGAUAAUCUUCUCCCCGCGCUGGUCUCCCAAGACCUGCCUUCUCUUUGCGUAUCUGACGACCAUACCAUUGUGGAGAGCAAUUCGAAUUUUGGCAUUCUGGGACCGUCGCGCGAGACGACUUGAAGAUUUUGCUCUCGACAUAAUUCAGGGUAUUCCUCUUCUUUUCUGGACUGUCCCACUGGCAAUUCCCGACGAGCCACACUUCUCCAUCGUCAACGGACACCUCAGGGUUUUGACAGAUGAUGAAAGUGCGGAAGAUCCUUUGCGCAUAUUACCAAGUGAUCUUGAGCCCUUAUUGGCAGCCUGGAGACCUUGCGGAUUAACCACGACCAGACCUCCGACCAGGCUGAAACAACUAAACAGCUUCAUGGUUUUUCGAGCGUUCAUGGCACCUCUUCUCCCCGGUUUGCAGCAGAAGAACAAGUCCAGGGUGAUCUCCACGUUUUGGCAAUAUGAUCCUUUCAAGGCUCAGUGGGCUGUCCUUGCGAAGGCGUACAGUCUUCUACGUGAUCAUUUUAUCUUGAACGAUCAAACUCUAUCCCACUUCAUUGCGGUCACCAAGGGGCUCUUCAACUUCCCGACACCCGAACUCUAUCUUGCCCACGUUGGCUGGAAAAUCUACCAAGACGAUGACGGGGAUUUCGAGCUGGUGCAGUGUUCUUCGCGCCUUACUUUUCAGCUACCGAAUAAUCCUGUCUCAGUCAAUGAUGUUGUAUUCUUCUGUGCCGACAUCACAGGCUAUGCAACUCAGAGGGACGAGUCGUUGUGGCCAUUCUUUGUGGGCUUCCGCGAGGAUAUUUUUGUACUCAACGAUCAAGGAGAAAUGCGUGAUCCCUUUGGCUGGCUCAUGGACGACAAUGGAAACCUUAAGCUUGGGCCUUUUAGAGAGUUUCAUCUGGAGGAUCUGUAUGAUGACCCAGAUCCUGACAUGGACCCUCUCAAUGACUUGAUUUUUGUACCUGACUACGAGCAGGCGCGAGAGGAGGAGAGAGCUGCGGAAAAGGCUGCAUAUCUGAAUCAAAUGGGCCCCCUUCCCCCAUUGGAGCCAUGGAUCCACUGGGGCACGAUCCUUCCUGCGGCUCCCGUGGCUGGCCAGUCUUGA